Saprolegnia diclina VS20 is the source of this 1387-nucleotide messenger RNA. RefSeq lists its product as hypothetical. The record is from RefSeq and is a predicted model, not a curated record. The transcript is spliced from 2 exons. The coding region runs from base 19 to 1314 and encodes 431 amino acids. Lineage: Eukaryota; Oomycota; Saprolegniomycetes; Saprolegniales; Saprolegniaceae.
UUUCGCCCAUUCCAAGCCAUGAGCACCGGCGUCCGAGCACGCUCCGCGCGGCCGCCGCAGCGAAGAGGAUGGGCUCAUGGAGACAUCUUGGUGGAAGAGAGCCAUCUUGGCGCUGAUGCUACGCCGGCGCGGGCAGCGCUGCCGGCGAAGACGACGCUGCCGCGGCUCUACCGCGUCGUCACGUGCGCGCUCCUCUUCCUCGUGGGCACGGCCGCGCUCAUGUACCGCAACCUCGAGCUCCAAAGCGCGCGCGAAGACCGUCUUCUCAUCGAGAUCCAGCAGUCGAUCGCUGAGAUGGACCAGAUUGCUGCGGCGGCGGCCACGAUGGAGGCCCACGCGCAGCGACUGGCGUCGAUUGCGCAGACGCAGCUCGAUGCGCAGAUGCAUGCGCUCGAGACUGGGCGUCUCGUGACGCAGCAAGAGAAGGUCCGCGCCGAAGUCGACGCGAUCCACGUAGAAACCAUGCAGCACAUGCAAUCGAUGAUGGAAGCCAUGGUCGAAAAUACGCGCAAGGAGGCCCUCGACAUGAUGCUGCACCUCUCCGACGACCUCGCACACGACCCCGUCGCACCUGUCGACGACGAGCCUACGCGCGACGGCGAGCUAGUUGACGAGCGCGUCACGGAGCCAACCCAUGUUCCGACACCGCUCGCACCUGUGCCUGUCGCACGCCCAUCGAACGCAACCACGGCCGCCCGUCCACGCGCGAUCGACAUGUUUUCGACGCCCCGCUUUUGGGUCUUCUCGACGCUCUGCACGACUUGCAUCGUCCUCGUCGUCGUCUCGUGCAUGCAGCGGCGCGCUACGUUUGUGCGCUAUCGCCUUGCGACACAGCGCUUCUUGCACCGCAUUCGCCUCGGCAUCUACGCUCUCUGGUGCCGCAUCUGCCGCGUCUUUGGCGGCGUGCGUCGCGCGUGGCACUGGCUGCUGCUCAAGAAGAAGCAGCUUUCGACGGCCGUCUACUGGUCCCCGACCAAGGGUGACGUCGCAUCGUCGCCGUAUCCCGAGGACGAUGACGACGAUGACGAGAACGAGAACGAGAAUGCAGAAGACGAGAGCGUCUACUUUUAUCCACAGACGCCCAACCCAGGUCGCCAGACGCCUGGCCGCACCGACGCGCCCCGCGUGCAGUUUAGCUUCAGCGACGACGAAGACGACGGUCUCGAUGUGACGGGCUCGUUUGGCCAGAGCCGGCAGUCGCACUAUGUCAAUGCGCAGUCGUACGAAGACGUCUUGACGCCGCUGCCCGCGGCGCGGCUUCCCAAAGCGGGUUUUCAGUUUGGCCAGCGUGCGCGUACUCAACUUGGCCGGUAGCCAAAUAGAAUAUCAACGUCUGCUGUAUAUGUACAGUGCAUGUUCGUAUCGAUCCUGAUGCGGUGUCCAAGGA